Molecule: messenger RNA, 6183 nt
Organism: Carya illinoinensis
Lineage: Eukaryota; Viridiplantae; Streptophyta; Magnoliopsida; Fagales; Juglandaceae
Product: peroxidase 66
Exons: 4
Biological process (GO): hydrogen peroxide catabolic process; response to oxidative stress
Cellular component (GO): plant-type cell wall; plasmodesma
Molecular function (GO): heme binding; peroxidase activity
Source: RefSeq, a predicted model, not a curated record
UGAGUUUGGAGUAAUACCUGAAUGUGAGACAUUGUCUUUUCUUCUUAUGAGUUCCAUGUGUGCUUGCCAUUUCGGUUGGUGCCUUAAAACAUUCCAACAAUGAUCCAUGUUGAAGUUAGUUUUUUAAGGCUAUUGGUAUAAAAAAAAUUUCCUUAUCAAUCUACAAAAUAGUGGAACAAUCAGCACGCUAUGUUAUUACAAAUACUUAAUAAUUAGAACAAUAAAAUAUUGAAAAAACCAUUAUACCUUGUCUAGAUGGUCGCAUUGUUUGGAUGCAUUCCUUCAACUUAGGCCAUGGAACCACAAAAUUUAUUGAUACAAUUUUUAAUGGUUGACCACCGAUUGGUCAGAGAGGGUACAGAUCGUUCUUAACCGUUAGGUUUUUUAUAGGUGGAGUAAUAAUCAUAAACUUUACUCCACAAAUGUAUGGAGGUUUGGUCAGUCUCUUGUAUGGAGUCUAUACUAAUGUUAAGCCAAGCUGAAACAAGGAGAGCAUCUUCCUCUAUAUUAAAUGAUACACCCCGCUGGGAUUUUUGUUUAGGUGCCAUUUUUUUCCCAUUGGCGUUGUGUCACUUGGAUAUCAACAUUUGCAGUAUCCCUAAGGGGGUUGUUAAUACCACCUUCAUAACAUUCCAACAAUGAGGUGAAGAAGGGAUUCUUAUCAAUUAAAGUGUUAAUCCUUCAACAAAAUGUUACUAAAACAGCACAUUAAACAGUACCAUUGUAUUGAAGCACAAAGUGUUCAGCCUUUAACAGUAUAAAGAGUGUACUCAUAAUCAUAUUGAAAAUUAAAUCAGCACAUUAUAAUAGAAGAUUAGCAAAACUAACAACAAACUACAAUCAAACAUCUUCAAAAUAGUAACUGAAAAACCUCAAGAUUAAAACAGUUUCCUAACAGCAACUCUAAACCAAUUAAAACAGGCCAAACAUUGUGAUGAUACACCAGACAUUUAUGAAGGAAUCACAUGCUAAUUAGAUGACAACAAGUGUACCAAAUUUCCCCUUUAAGACAUUCAUUUGAAAUUAUAUCCAUACAUGAUUUCCAGAGAGCCCCAUAAGUAAGUUAAAAAUAUUUACAUAUGUGCACAAACACACCAAGAGUGGUCAAAAUAGCUAUAUGAUCUUUGAUUAUUUCUGACUAGUUAGACUUUAGUUGUACUUAUUAAUCUAAACAUCAUAGUACAAAUACAUAAUAGUAGCAUAAUCGAAACCCUAAUCUAAAACUAAGAACGAAAAAUCAAAAAGUAAUCUAGAUUAAGCAAAACCAGAGGACAAAGCAAUUAAAUACUCUGUUAUGCUCCUACAUGUUUACAAAAACUAGAGGACCCAUUUACAAAAAUCAAAAAAUCGAAAAUCUAAAUUUAUCCCUAAAAUUAGUUUAGAAAUCAAAACCCCAAUCUAGAUUAAACAAGGUAUCCAAACAACAAUUAGAAAAUCAAAUAAAAUUAUGCUAUGCUAUGUCAUUAAAACCAAUUAAUUCUUAUAUAUGUGAAUUUAAAAGCAUAAAUGACAUUUUAUGAUAUGAUGAAAGUAUCAUGUGAGUUAUAUUUCCGAUGUACCUAAUAAUAUUCCUAUAACUAUACACUUCUAAUGACUUAUAUGACAUGUGCGAGUCAAAGUUUUCCUUUUAUUGCAUGUGUAUUAAGCACAAAUAAAAUUUAGAGCUUUAAUGACGAUAUUGUUUCAAUGAUGGUUCACUACAAUGGAAAAAAGAUUCCUUCAAAUUUUAACAUGAAUUUAGGGCUUUAAAUAGAAGAGAGAUAUACAUAAAAUGAGUCUUCUUGAUGAGACUUUGAUCUUACUACAAUAGUGUUUUUAAAUUGUUUUGCUAAAGAACUUGAGUUAAUAUGUCUAUUUUUAGCUUUUUGGUUUCCCUUUCUUCACAUAUGUAAUUGUGUAUCCAUUUCCAUAAAUAAGUUAACAUAUUCAAUUGAAUUUGCUGAGGAAACGUAUUAAUCGAUAUUAAAUAUGUGUUAAACAAUAACGUUAAAAACAUCAAUAUAAAUGUACACCAAUACAAUUUUUUAUAUAAGUAAAUGAUUAUAUUGAUAAGAAUAAAGAUGGUAUACAAGAGGUAACAUCCAUUUAGGAAGAAUAUAUGGAAAUAGGAAAUUCAUGAAAAUCAAGGUUUGGUGCCUACUGUGGAGGAAUGUUUAGAGUUGGGAGUUCACUUGGGUCUUGUCUAGGGAUAGUGUUGUUCCCCUAACUUCUCUUACUCCGAUAAACGAUAUAAUGCGUUCACCAUCAGAUUAGGUUCUGAAUAAAGUUAAAGGGUUUAAGCAAAUCCUGGGGCUUUCACAUGGAGAAUAUGAAGAUCGAUUUAAAGCACUACUCACUGUGAUCGAGGGGAGCCACGCGCUUGAAUCCAAAUCAAAUUUUAAGAAAAGUAGAGAGUUGAAGUGUCUUUUUAUGGGCAAUCAAUUACGAUGCUAAGGGAGGUAGCUCAAGUCAAGGAAAGACGAAAGGAGGGCAUUUUGAAGAAGUUCUUGUAGUGGGAUUUUCGGAUAGAGGAUUAGUUUUACGAGAAACAAGAGGUUGGGGUUGGGGAGGUGUGUUAUGUUCCAUUCUCCAUGGACAUUGAUUAUUCUGUAGUUGUGUGAGAGACUUAUAAAAAGAACGAACCGAGAAUGUACCAUUGCCUGUAGGGUUGCUCUUUGAGUUCUCGAUUUCAUGGAGUAUAGGAGACUAAUAACUCCUCAAAGUUGCCAACUUCCUAGCUGCCCUAGUGAAAUUCACAUUCCAUUGGACUAGUCAUCAAAUAUCUCCAUACAAUUAGCCACUGAAGCUUCUUUUUCACAUGCAAUCUUGAAAAGUAGGUCACCAAUACAAAGUAAUUGCUUUACAAACUAUAAAAUUGUUUUACAACAUGUAUAUCAAAAGAUAUGCCAAUGAUUAAUGUAUCUAAAUGGUCCUUAUUUGUGUAUGUAAUUGUGAUAACAAGAAAAUUUAAGAAUAUCUAAAUAAUUAAAUAUGAAUUUAUCAUCUACUUUCACUUUAUUUGGAUUUAUAAAAGAGGUUGCGAUUCAGAAAAAAUUAAAAAUGCAGAUAACAAGUGAAAUAGAGGAACUCAUGAUCAGUAGCUAUCCAAGGCAAGUAUAGCAAAUAACUCCACAUAGAAACCCAUACAAACACUAGGUAUGCACAUAAAGCUUCACAACAAAGCACAAGCCGAAGCCAUCAAUUCCCUGCAUAAAACUACAAACGACCGCAUCUUUUUUAUAACCCAAAAAAAAGUACGAGUUAAUACCAAAAGGCCACUCAACUUGUAACCUAGCUCCCUAGAAGUACUUAUAAAGCUCAAUUUCAUUAGCUGUAAAGUAGCCCACCUAUUUUAACCUAAAUCAGUUUUGGAAGUCUUGCAGCUUUAUCAGUUUUAGUGUUUUUUUUUUUUCAAAUUAGGUUGAGAGGCCAGACAUGUUGUAAAUGUGUCCCAUAUUAGAUCGAUGUUUCUUCCAUGCCUUUUAAGCAUGCAUGUUUGUUUAGUAAAAGCUUGAAAAGAGAGAAUAAAAAAUUGUUAAGGGGAAGAGAACGACAAACUUACAAUAAAAUGGAUUAUUUUACAUUAGAAAAUUUAAUUUCAACGCUCUGGCAUUGAAUUAGUAACUACCCAAACAGGUACCAUAUUUUUUGAGAAAUCAACCUUUUACAUUUCCUCAUAUAAUGCAACUUGGAAAAAAAAAAAAAAAAAAACUGGCUGCUGUUAUUUCUUAAUGAUUCAUAUUGAAACAAAUUAUUAAGGCAAACAAUAUUAAGAGCCAACAGAAGAUUAGGAGUUGAUGAGAGAUGUAUAAAGAUCAAGUUUAAUUUAUGCAUUUUAAAAGGCUUGUAUUUUUCUUCAAAUUAUUCUAUUUCAUUCUGUCAAACACUUUUAAUGCAGUAAUUAUAUCACAUUUUCUUCCAUUGUCAUAGUUUCUUAUUUUUCAAGUCAUAUUAGCCAUUUCUCAUUGGUCUGAUCCCUCCUCCACUGGUUUUCCAAUGGUAUUCUUUACCGACGAAAUCAAUCAGCUAUAAGCUGUAACCUUCAACUUAAUAAUAUUGUUUAUACUACAUUAUAUAAUAUUGUAAAAUAAUGUAUGGUUUUGUAACAUUUAGCAAGAUAUAAUGUAAUUAUUGUAUAUAAUAUUUAGUGCUGUAUAAUACAACUAUAUAUAAGUUGAAACUUGGAACUUGAAGUUCAAGUUAUGAUAAUUAUAUAAGUAAAUUAAAGACAUAAACAUAUAUUAUACAGUAUAUACCCAAAACUAUAAAAAUAAUAAUAUACUCUAUAGGAUUAUGUAUUAACAUCUGCAUAAUUCAUUAUAAAUAAACUUUUUAAUUCAAAUUAAUUUGGAGUCAGAGUCAAACUUUAAAAAAAAUAGCAAUUUUUAAUUAAUUAGGAAUCCUCAAUUCUGCCCAACUUGUUAUAUACUUUUUCACCUUUUAAAAAUAAAGAUCAUACAUUUAAUUUUUAUAAAUACUAUACUAUAAUCCGCACUAUGUCACGUGGGCUUGCAUUUUUUUGGUUCACAAUAUUCAGAUUCACAUUUUCAAACUUUUCAAAAAUUCACACAAAACACAAAUUAAACUUCACUGCGAGUAUAAUUUUUUUUUUAUAUAAGUAAACGAUUAAUAGGCAUAACCCAAGUAAACUGGUAUUCAAAAAAUACACCUAGUUGGAGAGAAGUAAAAGAAAUAAGAAAAUCAUACAAAUUGAGGCCACAACAAUCUAUAGAUGUGGCCCAAAGAAAAAGAGUUCUAACAAAAAAUAAUCUAAGUUCCAAAUGUCCUGUCAUUUUGCUCCUUCCAUAGGCACCACAUGAUACAAAUCGAGACCAUUUUCCCCACCGCUGAGAUUUGUGGAAAACCUCAUAUAUAUUUUAUCCAACUGGCUUUGAGCUCUGUCACUGUGGCAAGCAUAACCCGAGCUAACUUUAUUAAACACUUCAUUCCAUAACAUUCCAGCCACCUCACAAUGCAAUAGUAUCUGAUCUAUAUUUUUACCAUUUUUCAUACAGAUACAACACCAAUUUACUAUGAUCACCUUACGUUUUCGUAGAUUAUUUGUCGUCAAGAUCUUACUUAAUAUUGCAGUCCGUACAAAAAAUGUUGUUUUUGGAGGUGCCUUGUUUUUCCAUAUAUUUCUCCAAGGGAAUUGUGUAUUAUGUGAUUUUGUGGGUGUUGGCAGCUUUACCUUUAUCUGUGGCGGGGCUUGAUGCUCAUUAUUAUGACCAAACAUGUCCGUAAGCUGAGAAGAUAAUUUUUGGGGCAGUUUAUAACGCAUCCAUGCAUGAUCCUAAAGUUCCAGCUCGAAUCCUGAGGAUGUUCUUCCAUGACUGUUUCAUAAGGGGAUGCGACGCCUCUGUGUUGCUGGACUCGACUUCGGGCAACCAAGCUGAGAAAGACGGUCCUUCGAAUAUCUCUCUUCGUUCAUUUUACAUGAUCGAUGAUGUCAAAUCUAAGCUUGAAAUGUCAUGUCCACAUAAAGUUUCUUGUGCUGAUAUAGUUGCCAUUGCAGCAAGAGAUGCUGUAACCAUGCAUCUGUUUCUAUUUUUUUCAGACGGGGGGCCGUAUUGGAACAUAUUGAAAGGUCGGAAAGAUGGAAAGGUGUCAAAGGCAGCAGAAACCAUCAAUUUACCAGCUCCAACCUUCAACGUAACCCAACUCAUUCAAAGCUUUGCCAAGAGAGGUUUAGGAGUCAAAUAUAUGGUAGCUCUUUUUGGUGCUCACAGCCUUGGCUUUACACACUGUUCUUCUUUCGAAGCCCGGCUGCAUAACUUUAGUUCAGUGCAUGGGACCGAUCCCAAUAUGAAUGAUGAGUUUGCAGAAAAUCUGAGAAAGAAAUGCCCAAAACCAAACAAGGAUCGCAAUGCGGGAGAGUUCUUUGAUUCGACCUUGUCAACUUUUGAUAACGAAUAUUACAAAAGGAUAAUGGCAGGAAAGGGCGUGUUGGGAUCGGAUCAAGCACGGGUUGGUGAUUACAGGAGUAGGUGGAUUGUUGAAGCAUUUGCCAAAGAUCAGAGUCUCUUGUCUAGGGAGUUUGCUGCUUCGAUGAUGAAGCUGGGGAACGUUGGGGUGAUUGAUAGCGGCGAAGUGAGACUGCAAUGUGGAGUGGUAAAUUGAGAGAGUGAGAGAGAGAGUAUGCCCAAAUUUUUUAUUCCUUCCAAUAUUUGUUCCAAGUUUAUAAUAAGGAAAAUGUUCAGUCUA